Molecule: messenger RNA, 3738 nt
Organism: Maniola jurtina (meadow brown)
Lineage: Eukaryota; Metazoa; Arthropoda; Insecta; Lepidoptera; Nymphalidae
Gene: wts
Product: serine/threonine-protein kinase Warts
Exons: 5
Coding region: 516-3518 (1000 amino acids)
Biological process (GO): hippo signaling; regulation of organ growth; positive regulation of apoptotic process
Molecular function (GO): ATP binding; protein binding; protein serine/threonine kinase activity
Source: RefSeq, a predicted model, not a curated record
CAGCAUCACUAUGGAAUGUGGUAAUUCUUCAAAAUGGUCGCUUUGUAUGGUUUGCCAACUUGCAUGUCUGUGUUUUAGAGUUCUUUGUUUUCGUAAUUUGUUAAAUAUAGUCUAACGUUGAGGCCAAAACAUAUACUACUCUUUAUCGUACCGCAUAUGCAUGAAUUUAUAUCCUUUAUACAUAAUUGGUGGUGUGCAAGAAAGAUGUCAUCGGUAAUGUGAGAGCAUUCAACUAGCAUUUUUAUUUUACGGGAUUAUGACGUCUAUGAUUCCCAUUUGGAUUUGCAGAGAGUAAAGGAUAUCAGCUAUCAAUCUCCCGUUUUAAAUUCAGAAGAUUAUAAUGUCAAUACAAGUGAAACAUUAGACAAGCUAUAACACAGUAAAAAGUUUGGAGACUAUUAUUAAUAACAAGUGUGAUUCAAAUAUAUACAAAUGCGAACUGUGAGCGUGCGGUGUGGGAUGGCUAUGUGAUGGGCGGGGUGGGGUGAGCCGUGCGGCGCUCGGGCGCGGGCGCCAUGAACCCGCCGGCGCCCGGCAAGACGGCCACGCGCUCCUCAGGGUACAACCAGAAAGCGCUCGCCGAGAUACGUAACUCCCUCCUCCCGUUCGCGAACAUCGGGAGCUCGGAGCCCCCGGGCUCUUCCGCCGCCAGCACUGUAAGCUCUGGGGUCAGUUCCGGCUUCAGCUCAUCAUCAGGGAAUGGGCUGGACAAGGACUUGAGCGUGCUGCCACAGUCGCUUAAUCAGCUGAUAGCUCUGGGUUAUGAUGAGGAUCCAGCAGUCAAGGCACUCAAAUUCACUGGUGGUCGCUUUGAUGCGGCGCUCGAUUACCUUUCGAAGAAGCAGGAACCACUCAAUGGCGUGCUUAAAUCGAGUAAUUUAAGCGCUCUCAGUGCUAAAAUUAUAAGAAAGCCCAGUCUAGAGCGAGAGAUUAACCUCCACAGAGGGAGCCCAGCUCUAGACUCGGGCGCGGGCAGCUCGCGAUCGGACAGUCCCCGGCAGACCGACGCGCCACCGCUGCCGCACGAGAAACUCAGUCGUCAGUACUCGCCGUCGGGCUUCUCCGAGCCGCCUCCGCCGCCGCCGCCGAGAUGCCCGUCCACGCCGCCCGUGCCGCCCGCCGUGCAGCAGUACAUGAAGAACCGCAUCUCACCCGCGCCGCCGCUGCCGCCCGCGCGCGGCACCAGCCCCGUGCACGCCGCACCCGCGCCGCCCGCGCGCGCGCCCAUGGUGGUGCAGAACGGCCCGCAGGCGCAGCAGCAGUUCACGCAGCAGAUCCAGGCGCUCAACAUGUUCCCCGCGCCCGGCGCCGAGCUGCCGCCGCCCUACCCGCUCGCGGCGCCGCCGUCCUACACGCUGUCCAUGCAGAGCCGCCAGAGCCCCACGUCGCAGGACUACCGCAAGAGCCCCUCGUCCGGCGUGUACUCGGGCACCUCGGCCGGCUCGCCCAGCCCGGUCACGGUGACGCAGAGCGCGGCGGCGGGCCCGGCGCGCCCCACGCCGCUGCAAGCGUGGACGGCGCGCCAGGCCGUGCAGCCGCCCAUCAUCAUGCAGUCCGUGAAGAGCACGCAGGUGCAGAAGCCCGUACUGCAGACCGCCAUCGCGCCCGUGGCGCCGCCGCCCGCCGCGCCCGGCCCGCCGCCGCCGCCCUCCUACGCGUCCUCCAUCCAGCAGAAGCAGGCGCCUCCCAGCUACCCGCUGGCGCCCAAGCCCGCGUCCCCCGGCGCCGCGCCCGCCGUCGUGCCCACCACCGAGCCGCCCAGCUACGCCAUCACCAUGCAGGCGCUGGCGGCGCAGCGCGGCAUGCAUCCUGCACCGCCGCCGCCCUACGGCAACCAGGACUCCACCACCACCGUGGCCUCGCACCACUCGCCGCUGCACAAGAAGCUGCCGCACAACGGCGACGCGCAGCUCGAGCUCAAAUGCCCCAAUCAGAACUGCGGCCUGAUGAAGGACAGCGCGCCCUCCGGCUCCGACAAGAGCUCCAACGGCUCCACGGAGCGCAGACCGAAGGGCGCGCCCGACAAGAUCCGGCAUCAGUCGCCGAUCCCCGAGCGCAAGAACAUCAGCAAGGAGAAAGAGGACGAGCGGCGCGACUGCAAAGUUCGGAACUACUCCCCACAGGCGUUCAAGUUCUUCAUGGAGCAGCAUGUCGAGAAUAUACUCAAGUCCUAUAAGCAGCGGACGUACCGCCGCAUGCAACUGGAGAAAGAGAUGACGAAGAUCGGGCUCAGCGCCGAGGCGCAGGAUCAGAUGAGGAAGAUGCUAUCGCAGAAGGAGUCCAACUACAUCAGGUUAAAAAGGGCGAAGAUGGACAAAUCCAUGUUCAACAAGAUAAAGCCGAUCGGGGUAGGUGCGUUCGGGGAGGUGACGCUGGUGAGGAAGAUCGAUACUAGUCAUCUGUAUGCCAUGAAGACGCUGCGGAAGGCGGACGUGUUGAAGCGCAACCAGGUGGCGCACGUGAAGGCGGAGCGCGACAUCCUGGCGGAGGCGGACAACGAGUGGGUGGUGAAGCUGUACUACAGCUUCCAGGACAAGGACAACCUGUACUUCGUGAUGGACUACAUCCCGGGCGGCGACCUCAUGUCGCUGCUCAUCAAGCUGGGCAUCUUCGAGGAGGAGCUGGCGCGCUUCUACAUCGCGGAGCUGACGUGCGCCGUGGAGAGCGUGCACAAGAUGGGUUUCAUCCACCGCGACAUCAAGCCCGACAACAUCCUCAUCGACCGCGACGGCCACAUCAAGCUCACCGACUUCGGCCUGUGCACGGGCUUCCGCUGGACGCACAACUCCAAAUACUACCAGAGAAAUGACCACGGUCGACAAGACUCCAUGGACCCCGUGGACGGCGAGUGGGGUGCGAUGGGCGAGUGCCGCUGCCACCAGCUCAAGCCGCUCGAAAGGCGGCGCAAGCGAGAGCACCAGCGCUGUCUCGCUCACUCGUUAGUCGGCACGCCGAACUACAUCGCGCCGGAAGUGCUGCAGCGGACGGGCUACACGCAGCUGUGCGACUGGUGGUCGGUCGGCGUCAUCUUGUACGAGAUGUUGGUGGGCUCGCCCCCUUUCCUGGCCUCCACGCCCGCGGAGACACAGCUAAAGGUAAUAAACUGGGAAAGCACUCUCCACAUCCCAGACGCGGCCAACCUCUCGCGAGAGAGCAAGGACCUCAUCUUACAGCUCUGCUCCGGGCAGGAAACGAGGCUGGGCAAGGACGCCGACGAGGUCAAACACCACCCCUUCCUCCUCGGCAUCGACUUCGACAAGGGGCUGCGGAGGCAAGUGGCGCCCUAUAUCCCUCGAAUAGAGUACCCCACAGACACCUCCAACUUCGACCCCAUAGACCCGGACAAGUUGAGAAAUUCCGGCAGUUCAGACUCCAACAAGUCCGACAGCGAACUCCUCGACAACGGGAAAACUUUCCACGGCUUCUUCGAAUUCACCUUCCGAAGGUUCUUCGAUGAUGGCUACACGAACAAAAUCAAUCUUGACGACAACGACAACCAGGGCCCUGUGUACGUUUAAUUUGGUCGGAGGUUACUCGUUUGGGCUGGCAGCAGUUCAAACCGUGAUUGUUGAUAAUGAUUUGAGAUUGAUCAUUUAUUGCUGGGUCCAUAUCUUUUACCAUUUUGGUGUAUUUUGAGUUCUUUGCGAAAUCUUAACGUUGGAUAGAAUCAGGCGUUAUUUUGCGGAAGUUCAUGUUUAGCAAGAAACAGUUAAAAAUUAUUUUGCUAUAAUCCGCCAA